AUGGUAGCCAGACGGGCCGACGGGGGUGGUUAUACCCAGACCGACGCGACGACGCCCGACUUCGACGAGAAGACGCCGCUCAUCCACGACGCACAGGAGCCCUAUCCUGUGAAGCACACAUCGAACAGGUGGCUGAUACCUCAAAGGGUAGCCGACGUAUUUGUCGGUGGCGUCAAGCUACUCCUCACGCCCAUUGUUGUGACCGGGCAUUAUCUCGUCGCAUGUUUCCACUACGAAGACGGACGCUUCUCGCUCAUCGCCCCUUUAUACCACCUUAGCCGUCCUUUCACAAGAUCCCGGCGGAAGAAGCGGACCGCCGCGACCAUGCAUGCAUCCGACUCGUCUGACACGCAGGAGAAGGGGAAGCGCAAGAGCAGAAGACCAAGCCUCACCGCGACGCAGAAGGUCAAGAAGCCCCCCAAGCGUUCGCCUUCGGUCAUCUCGACGUCGACAGCAAUCUCAUCUGAUUCAGAGAUGGAGAGCGAGCGACCAUUCUCGAGAGACGGUGACUAUGAUGCGCCCUCCCGCCACACGCGAUCGAAAUCGACUGCCUCCUCCGCCGGCGAAGAGAUUGCACCCGCGAAGAGGCAGAUACGUAUCAAGCUACACAAUGAUGAGGCGCUGCGACAGCGCAAGGCAGCGAAGAAGACGAGCGCGAAGGGUGGGUUGACCCAGGUGUCGACCGAAGCUGCCAACGCCCUCAAGUCCCCAACUGGUCCCAUAACCUCCAAACAACUGACAAAGUUUCCUCGAGCGCCACAACCCCCGCGACCCCUGGUCCCGCGGCGCCAGCCGUCGUAUUCUGCCGCGAAUACGGCUUCGGUCGGCCCGCACCAGAAAACGUUGAUUCUAGAUCUCGAUGAAACACUGAUCCACAGCAUGGCCAAGGGCGGGCGCUAUACAACGGGCCACAUGGUCGAGGUGAAGCUCCAACAGCCAGUAGGAGCGGGCGGCCAAAUCAUAGGCCCGCAGGUCCCUAUCUUGUAUUAUGUCCAUAAACGACCACAUUGCGAUGAAUUUCUGAAAAAGGUGUGUAAAUGGUACAACUUAGUAAUCUUCACGGCGUCUGUGCAGGAGUACGCCGACCCAGUUAUCGACUGGUUGGAGACGGAGCGCAAGUACUUUGCGGGAAGGUACUACCGGCAGCAUUGCACCUUUCGGAAUGGGGCUUACAUCAAGGAUCUGGCCCAAGUUGAGCCUGACCUCAGCAGGGUCAUGAUCGUUGAUAACAGCCCCAUGUGCUACGUCUUCCACGAAGACAAUGCCAUUCCCAUUGAAGGCUGGAUCAAUGACCCUACAGAUCAUGGCCUCCUGCAUUUGAUCCCGCUCCUGGAAGGCCUGCAGUAUGUCACCGACGUUCGCGCAUUGCUUGCCCUGCGGUUGGGUCAGCCGCAGACAAUCUGA
This is a messenger RNA of Paraphaeosphaeria sporulosa, 1404 nucleotides long. RefSeq lists its product as uncharacterized. The record is from RefSeq and is a predicted model, not a curated record. Bases 1 to 1404 code for a protein of 467 amino acids. NCBI's taxonomy places the organism in Eukaryota, Fungi, Ascomycota, Dothideomycetes, Pleosporales, Didymosphaeriaceae. Gene Ontology annotation, molecular function: protein serine/threonine phosphatase activity. The transcript is spliced from 3 exons.